CCCUGAGGGGCCCUCGCCGCCUCCCCCGAGGCUGAAGGAGAGGAAGAUGAGGCGGCGGCCGGCGGGCUGGGGGAGCGCCCUGCUCCUCGCCCUGGGGGUCUCCAUUGCCUCGGCGGCUCGCCUCCUCCCCGGCGCGGCCGGCCAGCACCCGCCGCCGGGCUACGCCGCCUACGAGAUCGUGAGGCCGCAGAAACUGAGCCCCCGGGCGGGGAGAGCCGCGGCGGGCGAAGCGUCCUACGCCAUCACGGCGGCGGAGGAGAACUACGUGGUCCACCUCAGGCAGAAGAAAGGGCUGCUGGUCAGAAACCUGCCCGUCUUCACUUACAGCCCCAGUGGGGAAAGGAUGGUGGAGCAGCCCCACGUGCCGCAGUGCUACUACCUCGGCUACGUCGAAGGCCGCCCGGGCUCCCUGGUGACGCUGAGCGCCUGCUCGGGUCUCAGGGGGCAGCUGGAGAUCGGGAACAGGAGCUACACCAUCGAACCGGUGCCGGGAUCCCGCACUUUCCAGCACCUCCUCUAUCGAAGGGAGAAGACCGAGGACAAGGCUCUGACUUGCGGAUUGACCGAAAUGAUCCGAAAUCAACAAGGUAAGGUCGGAGCUAAAACACCCUUGGGCGCACAGGACUAUUUGCAGAGGCUGAAACACACCAGGUACGUGGAGAUAUUUGUCGUGGUGGACCACUACCUGUUCUCCUUUCACGGGAGGAACGAAAGCGCCGCCAUGCACCUGGUUACAGACAUUAUCAAUUUGUCAGAAACAUACUACUAUUCUCUGAAGGUUCGCAUCUGUCUGAUCGGGAUGGAGAUCUGGACACACAGCAACUUCAUCAGAUACAGCCAGGAUAUAGAGUACGUCCUUAACAAUUUUAAUGACUGGGCAAAUCAGGAUCUUGCUCAGAGGAUGAAGUAUGACCUCACACAUUUAUUUACCUACAGGGACUUUGGACUGGUUGUUGGGCUGGCAUAUGUAGGUACCAUCUGCUACGCUGGUUAUAACACAGGUGUUGUAUCGCAUAUACGGAGAGAUUUCGUAAUCUUUUCGAUUGUUUUUGCUCACGAGCUGGGUCACAAUCUCGGGAUGGAGCAUGAUACAAAAGACUGUACGUGCGGGAAGGCCACUAAAUGCUACAUGACCGGAGAAUCACUGGAAGACACCAAGGCUUUCAGCAACUGCAGCGUUAAGAGUUAUUUAGACCUGCUCGACAGAGGGGAUGGUGACUGCUUACGCAACGUCCCGGAGCCUCACAGACUUUUCUAUUUUAAGCAUUGCGGCAACAAGGUGAUAGACGAGGGAGAGCAGUGUGACUGCGGGAGGCCGCUGGAUUGCCGAGGCAAUCCUUGCUGUAACCAAGACUGCAGGCUGAAGCCGGGAGCUGUCUGCUCUGUCGGGCAAUGCUGCCAGAAGUGCCACUUCCGUGCUGCGGGGCACAAAUGCAGGUCAGAGGCAGACGAGUGUGACUUGCCUGAAUAUUGCAACGGGACUUCCGAGUGGUGCCCGGAGGAUUUCUACGUUCACGACGGGAUGCCAUGCAGCGACGACGGCUACUGUUACCAGGGAAAAUGUGCAACUUACGACAGCCAGUGCAGAAAACUCUUUGGGAAGGAAGCUCGGGGUGCUCCAGAAAGUUGCUACAAAAAGCUGAAUGUGAAAGGGGAUCGAUUUGGCAACUGUGGGGGCGAUGGGUCUGAAGUCGCUUUUGUGGGAUGUAAACCCCAAAAUGCUCUGUGCGGUAGGCUGCAGUGUGUAAACGUAAAGAGAAUACCCCUUCUGCGGGGGCCUGAAACCAUCAUUCAGACGCCAGGGCCCCAGGACUGGUGCUGGGGCACAGGCUACUAUGCCGGGGUAGAUAUACCCGAUAUCGGAGGAGGGCUCGAUGGCACCAAAUGUGGGCCACAAAAGAUCUGUAUUAACAAGACAUGCACAGAUGCUGUAGUCAGAACAAAAUGUGAUGCAAAGGUUUUGUGCCAGGGAAAAGGGGUUUGCAACAACCUUGGACACUGCCACUGUGAAGCUGGCUGGGCCCCUCCGGACUGCCGGUUCCACGGCCUGGGAGGCAGCAAGGACAGUGGCCCUCCACCGCCUCUCGUGGUCUCCGUGGCAGAUGUUGUCCAAAAUAAAGUUUUUGGGACUGCAAUAGGGAUCUGCAUUCCUGUUGCCCUCACUCUAAUUGCUCUCCUCAUUGUUGUAACCAAAUACAGAGCGGCGAUAGUUGCAUUUUUCCGUACAAGACUAGCCUAAAAGGGAACUGAGAUUUUUGCAGAUGAGGAGCAGAGUAUGCAAAAAGAAAACAACGUUUAAGAAAAAUGAAAGCAGUGGAAAAUCCAUCAGCUGCAGGCCCCUGCGGGCAUGUCCCUGAAGCUGGACUGCUAGUCCCAGGAGAUGUGUAUAAAGUGAUUUACACAAAGUAACUGUGUAAAUUGUACAAAAGUUAAUUACACAAAACUUGAGUAUUUCCUCUUCUUGUAUUACCUGCUAUGUAAAUAAAUUUGGCUUGGACCUAAAAAGUGAAACUAUUAGAAAAUAAAGUGUAAAAGUUAUAAAGUUGUUUUCAUUUCAAUGCAGCUAAAGAUGUGUUUUAUUUUUUAAAGAACUGUGAGGCCUUAGUAAAUAAUUCACUUGAGCAUCUAGAAGAGCAUGGGCAGA
Molecule: messenger RNA, 2644 nt
Organism: Dromaius novaehollandiae (emu)
Lineage: Eukaryota; Metazoa; Chordata; Aves; Casuariiformes; Dromaiidae
Product: disintegrin and metalloproteinase domain-containing protein 20-like
Exons: 1
Coding region: 47-2239 (730 amino acids)
Biological process (GO): male gonad development; proteolysis
Cellular component (GO): sperm head plasma membrane; plasma membrane; external side of plasma membrane
Molecular function (GO): metalloendopeptidase activity
Source: RefSeq, a predicted model, not a curated record